Euleptes europaea (tarantolino) is the source of this 1102-nucleotide messenger RNA. RefSeq names its product centromere protein N (gene CENPN). Lineage: Eukaryota; Metazoa; Chordata; Lepidosauria; Squamata; Sphaerodactylidae. The transcript has 10 exons. The coding region runs from base 1 to 1044 and encodes 347 amino acids. Gene Ontology annotation, biological process: CENP-A containing chromatin assembly; chromosome segregation. The record is from RefSeq and is a predicted model, not a curated record.
AUGGAUGAAAUAGUAGCUGAAUACAUCAGGAGAACUGUGCUACGAAUACCACAUUCAGAUAUAGGAAAAAUGCUGACCACAUGGGGGUUUCUCUCUGAGAGCCAGCUUCAGUCUAUAAACUUAAAUCAGAUAAAGGAGGAUUUGUCCCAAAAAGUAGUUCAACUUUGUGAGAAAAAUGGGGCAACUAUCAAGCAUGCAGCGAAUCUAGACAUCAUUUAUAAUUACACAUAUAGAGACAAAAAAAAUUGGACUGUUUAUAAGAUGACUACAGAAGAAGGUGACGAAAAUGCCAUUUUCGACUUGGUAGAUUUCAGAAAAAAAUUUAAAACCACCCUUCGAUUACUUCUGAAAAAUGUCACUAUCACCUUUAAGAAAUACGAAGACAAUUCAGUGUGGAUUCGAGUUGCUUGGGGGCUACAAUUUAAAAAACCAAACCAGUACAAGCCAACCUACGUUGUUUACCAUUCACAGACUCCUUACGUCUUUAUUUCCCACUCCAUAUUUAAAAGCUGCAGAACUAUGCUUUUUCAGGCUCUGUUGGCCGCUGCUGGUUACAGCGACAUGCAUGAAAUGGACCUCCGAAGCCGUUGUUUGGACUCCCUUAAAGAUAUUGUAUUUAAGCGGUGUAACCAGAACGUUGAAACCUUUAACCCACGACCUCUACAGGAAAGGAACAGCAUUUUGGAAAAGGUGGAUCCAAGGAUAAUUCAAGAAGAUAAGAACAAAAAGGAAACCAUUCGGAGAAUUAAUGAGGAGGACUUUGGAAAUGGUCCCCUGCCAAAACUACAAUAUGCUCAAUACAAGCUUGAGACAAUAUUCAAAAGUAAUCCAGAACUGGGAAUCUUGAAUGACAAGGAACCAUUUAGAUGCUUGGUCACAUUUUCUAGCCCUCAUCUUUUAGAAGCACUGAAGUCCCUUGCACCUGCUGGUCUGGCAACUGCUCCCCUCUCACGUCUACUUACCUGCAUCGUCCCAGAUGCCAAGAACAGUUUUAAAAUUACAGAGAAAAAAGGUGGAUUUUCACAUAGUCAGCCAGACCAAUGACCUCCUUUAACAUGGGUUUGUUUAAUUAUUUUUAAAAUCAUAUUUAUUUGCCCAGCUA